CAUGUAUAUAUAAACACGUAAACACAACCAUAAAUGUAUUUAUAGAAUAACAUUUAUAUAUAUAUAUACGCACAUACAUACAUACAUAGACACAGUGUUGUGUAGAAACCCAGAGAUUGACGUUUAUCCGGGACACAACACAUUUCUGUAUUUAUUUAUAGUUUAUUGUAAAUGACAUAAUUGUUUGUGUUGUUGUUGUUGUUGUUGUUGUCUGUGGUGAUUCUUGUGGCGCGGGGGUUCGUUUCUUAUCUUUGGAAAUUCGUGUGUGUUCGAACCCCCGGAUAAAAAAAAAUUAGGGCACUAAUUCGGGCAAUUAAGUGUGUGAAGACUUGUUUUUUAACUUUUUUUUUUUUAAUUUCCAAUUUUGUUUAUCUAAUUUCUCAUUAAGUUCUUCCAGAAACAACAACAACAACAAUAAUAAGACAUCAGCGAUGGUGGGGAUGUUGUCCUCGUUCACUCGGUCGAUGAUGGGGCCGAAAAUAUCAGUCUUAUGCACCCAGCUAUCAUCGACAACGGGGCCGCUACCAGAGUGAUGCAGAGCUUACAGCAAGAAGAAGAAGAAGAAGAGGAGGAGGAGGAGGAGGAAGAAGAUAAUGACAAUGAGGAGGAGGAGGAUGAUGAUGAUGAUGAGGAUGAAGAAGAGGUGGUGAUCAAUAUGUCUAAAGAAUUAAUCAAUCUGUCAGAACACUUCAACACUGCUACAACCUCAGCAACAGCACCACCUCCACCACUACCACCACCACCACCACAGACACUGCCACCAACACCGUCGCUACCAUCGAUUUCAUUGGACACAACAGCAACCUUCAGUGACCCACCAAGCACUGCUGACCAACACUCUUCAUCCAACAACGAAGAUGAUAACGAGGACGAUAUGGACGCUCGGCAUUCUGUCCCCUUGCCUGGAUUAGGGCCUUCAUCCGCGAUGCAUUCUGAAUCGGGGAGCCCAGCUUGCACCACUUUGAGACCUGACUUUACAUUUUUCCUGGUGACCAGCAUCGUCCGUGGCAACUCGUUCACCUAUGGCAAGCAGUCGUUCAAGUGUGUCCACUGUCCGUUUCGGACACAUUGGAAGAGUUCCAUGAUAAACCACAUGCGAGACAAACAUCCAGAAAUACUGAGUCAAGCCCCCUCCACUUCCGUAUCUGAUCUCAGCGCUGUUCCCGUUGGUGACAACCAGAGGCUGAUGAGGAUGUCGGAUUAUAAUAAAUUAAUGGUCAACCGGUUCAAGACCAGGUCAAGCUCAACCAACAAGAGAGUACGUAGCAUUGAGAAACAAGACCUCCUUGGAUCAUACCCUUGCACCAAAUGUACAAAGGUGUUUAACAGGUUACGAUAUCUGCGUAAGCACACACAGAUCCACCGGACAGAUGCAAUGUUCUUCUGUGACGCAUGUGGGAAGGGCUUCAAAACUCGCACCUACUUGGCUGCACACGAACGCACACACAAAAAAGGGGCAUACCGCUGCAGGCAGUGUGGUUUCACAUCAAAGAUUAAUGCGGCGAUCCAUGCGCAUCGUCAGCUGCACAAUGAGGGCAGCGUCAUCUGCGACAUUUGCGGGUUUGCCUACACGGACAAGUCGACACUCAACAAGCACAAACGGGUCCACGACCCCAUCCGGCCGUUUGCAUGCACCUUCCCUGGUUGCACGUGGCGUUUCAAGACUGAUGUCAUGUGCCAGGCGCACUUCCGAGCGCACACCACGCAGGGGAAGUUCCGCUGUUCGGUAUGCGGAUACCUUUUCCGUCACAAGCAUCAUUUACAGCGGCACGAACUGAAAAUGCACGGCGUGCAACAGACCAAGUCGCGCCUGCCGAAACCUGCAGCAGCAGCGGCAACAACAGCAGCAGUAAUGACCGAAGGCUCGUUAGUAAUAGCAGCAGCACCGGUAGCAGCAGCGAAAGCAACAACAGCAUCAGCAACACCAGCAGUUGCCGCGGCAACGAACACGCUCAGUCUCAUCGUCGAUCCAGACGAUGUGGUGGUCGCCAACGGCAACCAUGUCCAGCUAGAAGCCGCACUACACAACAGCCAACAGCACCACCUGGUGAUAACGGCGGAAUGCCAGGGGGAGACAAUCGACUAUGAUAUGUCAGAUGUGACUAUGAUGAAUGUUUCUUACCGAAGUAUUUUGCCGGAUGCUGAGACCACCCCGACGUCGGCCGCAGCUGUAGGGGUCAGUCCCAGUGAACCCCACCCACAGACCAUUCUAAUACCCCAGGCACACUGCGGUCAAGUGAUCUUCCAAACUGCUGGCUUGGAGUCAGUUUGAUUGGAAACACACCACCAUCAGCAUCACCCCAUCACCACCUCCAUCAUCAUUACUCACCACCACCACAAAUACCACCACCACCACUAUCACCACCACCACCACCACCACAAAUACCACCACCACCAC
This is a messenger RNA of Octopus sinensis (East Asian common octopus), 2398 nucleotides long. Its product is annotated as zinc finger protein 391-like. The transcript is spliced from 2 exons. The record is from RefSeq and is a predicted model, not a curated record. Lineage: Eukaryota; Metazoa; Mollusca; Cephalopoda; Octopoda; Octopodidae. Bases 491 to 2272 code for a protein of 593 amino acids.